Molecule: messenger RNA, 1887 nt
Organism: Penicillium nucicola
Lineage: Eukaryota; Fungi; Ascomycota; Eurotiomycetes; Eurotiales; Aspergillaceae
Exons: 3
Coding region: 1-1887 (628 amino acids)
Biological process (GO): anterograde axonal transport
Cellular component (GO): mitochondrion
Source: RefSeq, a predicted model, not a curated record
AUGGCCGAGGAUACUCCUGUUACUGCGCCAGUCGAGGCUGGCGAGACCGCGCGCGCCGAGAAGCCCACCGAUGAGAACAAGUCGGAGACUGACAUCGUCAACAAGCCUGCCGGUAAGCAUGAUUCCCUUGCUAUCGCUGAAUAUCCCCAUGUCCCAUUGUUCACAGCGGUUCCCCGGUCGGGGGCUCCAAUCUCUGUGCGACCAAAAACCGCUAACUCAUCGUUUCUCCGCACAGAGAACGCAGCUGCGACCGACGACAAGAAAGCGGAAGCUGAGGCCGAUAAGCCCAGUAUCGCCGAUGAGUCGGCAGAGGCCAAGGCUGAUGGCGACGACGCCGCCGCUCCUGCUGAUGCCGAGGCCAACGGAACCCCUGCCUCCGCAAAGAACUCCUCCAAGAGCCGCCGUGCCUCCGGUGGUGCCACUCAGAAGCUGAGUCGCAAGAAGUCUGUAAACCGCAUCACCCACCUGGACGCGAAGCCUGGUCAAUACUACCUUGCGCGCCUUCGCAGCUAUGCGCCCUGGCCCUCCAUCAUCUGCGAUGACGAGAUCCUUCCCGAGAGCUUGCUUGAGAAUCGCCCCGUGACCGCCAUGCAAAAGGAUGGAUCCUACAAGGGCGAGUACGCUGACGGUGGCCGUCGCACUCACGAGCGCACUUUCCCCGUGAUGUUCUUCGAGACCAAUGAGUUCGCUUGGGUCACAAACACUGCGCUUACCCCCCUCGACCCUGCCGAUUGCAAGGAAAUCUCCGAGAAGAACAAAACCAAGCAAUUGAUCAGCGCUUACAAGGUUGCCAGCGAAGGCCAUGACCUUCAGUACUUCAAGAGCCUGUUGAAUGACCACCAGGCCGCCAUCGAUCAAGAGGAGGCUGAAGCCGAGGCCGAGAAGGCCGAGAAGGAAGCUGCUAAGGCCGCAAAGGACGCCAAGAAGGGCAAACGCAAGAGCAAGGGUGCUGAAACUGACGUUGAAAUGGAGGAUGUGGAUGACACUAAGAAGUCCAAGGCAUCUAAGAAACGCAAGAACACCGAGACUGAUGCCGAGGCUGACAAGCCCGCCAAGACUCCCAAGACCAACACCAAGCUGAAGUUAACCACCCCUAAGGCCCCCGAGGAGAAAAAGACCCCUGCCAGCAAGACCAAGAAAGCUCCCGCCAAGAAGGGCAAGGCAGCUCCUGCUCCCAGCGACGAUGAAGACGCCAGUGCCGGUGCUAAGGAGUCCCCCAAGCCCGUGGAUCCCGAAGAAUUGAAGAAGAAAAAGGAGAAAGAGAGUACGUCUCCCCCAAACCCUGGUUCCCUCCCUACCCAAGGAACGCCCGACCCAGAGCACUUACGCCUUUUAGUCCUUUUCCUUCGUCACAAGCUCCAGAAGGGCUUCAUUUCCCGUGACCAGCCUCCCAAGGAGGACGAGAUGGCCAGCAUGGCAUCUUACUUUGAUAAGCUGGAGAAGCACGCUGAUCUGGAAGUCUCAAUCAUCCGUUCUACCAAGAUCAACAAAGUCCUGAAGAUGAUUGUCAAGCUUAACUCAAUUCCUCGCGACGAAGAAUUCAGCUUCCGUCACCGCGCCAUGAACAUUCUGUCUAGCUGGAAGAAUAUCUUAGACGCAGAUACCCCCGCCGGUGCCACUGAUAAGGACGACAAGCCUACUGCCAAUGGUUCCAACAAGGAGGAUGACGGAGCUGACACUCCCAAGCUGGAGACUGAGGAAGAGAAGGAGCCCGAAUCCAAGUCUGCCAAGGAUGACCUCGACUCCCCGAUGCCUGAUGCUGACGCAGAAAAGGCCUCUGAGCCCGAGGAGGAGAAGGCCGAUGGCGACAAGCCCGCAGAGACCACGGAUGAAAAGGCGGAAGAGAAGCAAGAGGAACCUUCUGAAGAGAAGACCGAGACCGCUUAA